AGGCAGUUAAGUUUAUAAUGAUUUUAUUCUCAGAUCGUUUGUACGUACACCAAUGGGGAGUAACGACUUUGAAUACUUUUCACCGCAGUUUUUAGUGUGCGUUUUUUUCUUUUUGUUGUUGUAAUAUAUAAUUUUCUUUUUUUGCGACAUACAUAGACAUCUGACGUCUGGGUAAUAACUAUAUCUAUUGCCAAAGUUUGCAUGUUCUAUGAAAGGAAAACUUAAUAGACGCGUUUAGUUUGUUCGCAGAAACCGAGAGUUGCAGUUGAGAACGAAGCGUCCCGGCGAAGUUGAAAAGUGCAUUUCGAAACAAGUUCUUUUUAAACGCCUUUCUUUAAAUAACUGAGUUUAGUGCGAACAGAAACCAUGAAAGUGGAGAGGCAUAAACUUUUGAUCGCCUCUGUGGCGGCGCUGCUGUUUGGCGUGAUUUUUGGUUGGGUUGGCUUUCCGAAAAUACUCAAAAUGAUGAUAAAAAAGCAAGUUUCACUUAAGCCGGGCACCGAAAUACGCGAUCUCUGGACACAGACGCCAUUUCCACUACAUUUCUAUAUAUAUGUAUUCAACAUCACCAAUCCGGAUGAGGUGAUGAAGGGCGAAAAGCCCAAUUUACAAGAAAUCGGACCAUUUGUUUUCGAUGAAUGGAAGGAUAAAUAUGAUCUGGUCGACGAUCCCUUGGAAGAUUCGAUCUCAUUCACUAUGCGCAACACAUUUUAUUUCAAUGAAAAGAACUCAAAAGGACUAACCGGUGAAGAGCUCAUAACUAUUCCACAUCCAUUGCUUGUGCCUAUCUCCGUGGUUGUACAGCGCGAACGUGCCGCCAUGUUGGAUCUAGUCGCCAAAGCUAUAAAUAUUGUGUUCGCUGGGCAGAAAGCGGUAAUCACAGCUAAAUUUAUGGAUGUAUUCUUUCGUGGACUUUACGUGGACUGUUCGUCACCGGAAUUUGCUGCUAAAGCGCUCUGCACGGCUUUCUACACGGGUGAGGUGAGGCAAGCGAGACAAGUGAAUUCAACACAUUUUCUAUUCUCGUUUCUGGCCAAUAACAACCACACCGACGGUGGUCGCUUUACCGUCUGUCGUGGCGUUAAGAAUGUAAGCAAGCUUGGCAAAGUCAUACGAUUUGGUGAUGAGCCCACAUUGGAUAUAUGGGGCGGCGAAGAGUGUAACGAAUUUAUCGGUACCGAUUCAACGAUUUUUGCACCGUUCAUGACAAAAGAACAAGGCUUGUGGGCCUUCACGCCCGAUUUAUGUCGCUCCUUUGGCGCAGUCUACAAACGGAAGUCCUCAUAUCAUGGCAUGCCAGCAAUGCGAUAUCACAUGGAUUUGGGUGACAUAAAGGCGGAUCCGAGUUUGCAUUGCUUCUGCGACGAUCCGGAAGAUAUUGAAUCUUGUCCACCCAAAGGUACGAUGAAUUUAGAACCUUGUGUUGGUGGUCCAAUUAUAGCAUCAAUGCCACACUUUUAUAAUGCGGAUCCCAAACUGCUGGAAGAGGUGAACGGUUUAAGUCCGAAUGAGAAGGAUCAUGCAGUUUUCAUUGAUUUUGAAUUGACCUCUGGUACGCCUUUUCAAGCUGCCAAACGUUUGCAGUUUAACAUGGACAUGGAACCUGUUGAGAAAAUUGAACCCACCAAGGAUUUGCGUAAAAUGAUUUUUCCACUCUUUUGGAUUGAAGAGGGCGUGGCAUUGAAUAAAACCUUUACAAACAUGCUAAAAUAUACGUUAUUCCUCGGUCUAAAAUUCAACUCUGCGCUGCGUUGGUCGCUCAUAACCAUGGCUUUGGUGGGUCUCAUGUCCACCUGUUACUUGUAUUAUAAGAAGAGUGAUAGCUUAGAUAUCACUGUGCCACCGAAAGCCAUAAAAGAGCGCACCAGUAAAGUGGAGGAUGUAAAGCCAUUGCCACCCGCGGAUAAAAAGCCUAUACCACCCAUCGCACAGGCUGAUCUCUCGAACCGUCGCGAUACAACGAAUAGGUUUUAGGUCUAUUGAUUAAACAAUUGUAAUCUUUUUUUAUAAUAAGCACAUUACAUUCACAAUACUCUAUCUGGAAAUAAUGAUCUUUUCACACAUACAAUAUAUAUAAAAUAAAGUAGUAAUAUUUUUGGUUUAGUCACCAAAUAUGAUGUA
Molecule: messenger RNA, 2121 nt
Organism: Bactrocera oleae (olive fruit fly)
Lineage: Eukaryota; Metazoa; Arthropoda; Insecta; Diptera; Tephritidae
Gene: Snmp1
Product: Sensory neuron membrane protein 1
Cellular component (GO): cytoplasm; membrane
Molecular function (GO): scavenger receptor activity
Source: RefSeq, a predicted model, not a curated record